AUGUAUGGUUUUGUGCUUGAUAUUUACAAUAAUUCAACACAACCCCUCAACUAUAUUUUUACGUGGUCUAUGAAGAAUGGAACCAACGGAGAUCGAUCGACUCAACUGUGGCAUUUCAUUCGAGAUAAUACCAUUGAAAACGGAGCUACUGGAAAUGUUUUGGAUACCUAUACUGAAAUCCAUGGAGUCAAUAUGGUUGCAUGGCUUAGGUAUGGGCAGCCAAGCCAGUUAUGGACUGUGACUGGCACGUCUAUAUAUUGCCCAGGUUCAGUCAAGACCUUAGAAAUCGCAGGACGAAACAUGACAACUGAUGCGACUGUUAUUGUAUUUCUAUUGAAUGGUAAUGUGAAUUAA
Molecule: messenger RNA, 354 nt
Organism: Rotaria socialis
Lineage: Eukaryota; Metazoa; Rotifera; Eurotatoria; Philodinida; Philodinidae
Source: the annotation of a GenBank genome assembly